Sugiyamaella lignohabitans is the source of this 1167-nucleotide messenger RNA. RefSeq names its product mitochondrial 54S ribosomal protein YmL2 (gene MRP7). The coding region runs from base 1 to 1167 and encodes 388 amino acids. The transcript has a single exon. Gene Ontology annotation, cellular component: ribosome; mitochondrial large ribosomal subunit. Lineage: Eukaryota; Fungi; Ascomycota; Dipodascomycetes; Dipodascales; Trichomonascaceae. The record is from RefSeq and is a predicted model, not a curated record. Gene Ontology annotation, biological process: translation. Gene Ontology annotation, molecular function: structural constituent of ribosome.
AUGGCUUCAAGAUUAAGGCAGCUUAUCCGACCAGUCUUUGCUGUCAACUCAGCUUUAUCAGUAUCCAAUGCAGUUCGUAGUCCAGUACUGACUUUUGUUCGUACUGCUACCAAAAGAGCAGCUGGUUCUAGAACCAGUAUGAAAGACUCUGCUGGUAGACGUUUGGGAAUGAAAAAGAGUGAUGGAGAACCUGUUAAAGCCGGCCAGAUUAUUUAUAGACAACGUGGUACCAGAUUUUAUCCCGGAGAAAAUGCCGACAUUGGUAAAGAUCACACUAUCUGGGCCAAGGAACCAGGUUUUGUUAGAUACUACUAUGAUCCAUUCCAUCCCAAAAGAAGACUCAUUGGAGUUGCUCUAUCGGCCAAAGAUCAAUUACCCACACCACAUUUUGAACCUCGCAAGAGAAGAUUGGGUUAUGUCCCUCUAACUAAUGAGAAGAAGGUUCAAGAGGAGAAAGAAUGGCUAUCUAGAAAACAAACUUUAGCAUUGCCAACUAUCUUGGCUGAAGUUGAGAAGAGAAAAGCAGCUCGUGCCGAACGGGCCAACAAGUAUGCCAGUGAGUUGACCUCGUUAGUUGAAGGACUUACUGAAGAAGAGGUUUCCAAGUCAGCAUCCAGACUUGUGACCAUUGCUAACUACCUUGCUGGUGGACGUACAUUAGCAGAGGCCAGAUCAUUCACCGACUCGGAAUUCGUACAAGACACUCGAUUGGCUGGUGAGCUGAACAAAUUAGCACAAGACGUGACUGCCAAUACCAUUGAAAGUUAUCAAUCGUUGGCUGCCAAGAUUGAUGCUAAGGUUUCAUUUGAUGCCAACAGAAAUAUUGUCAGAGCCUACAGCAAGACCGAGUUGUCAGAAAUGAAGACCGAGACUCUUCAAAAACUGGCAGAAUUGUCUGCCGAAAAGCCAUUAUCUGCAAAUACCAAAGAAGAGAUUCUGGCACUGCUCGCAAAGCCAUGUUUCAGCCUGUCUGAACAAGUCGCAUACCGAAGAAAAUACACCAAACCAGAGCCACCUACUCUCAUCAAGGACAAGGAGGCUCUGUCACAAUAUCAAAAGCUUGAAAAGGAUGGUAAGGGCAAAAUUGUCCAGAGCUGGAACUACGCCAAGAGAAAGGUUGACCGCUUUUUCCUUCCAUCGGGCACCUCUAUGUUUGCCAUCCACUAA